CAGGUGUAGCGAUGAGGAGCGAAGCUCGGCGGGCUGCGGAGGGUGUCCCCGCACGGCAGCCCCGACAGCAGCCGGCUCUCAGGAGCAUGGCCGCGGCCCCGCCGCGCCGCGCCCCGCGCUGAGCCCCGUCGGGUCGCGGUGCCACCGGCAGUGCCAUCGCCAUGCCUCCCCAGGAGCUCCUGGAUUACGCGCCCGCCCUGCGGAGACACAGCCCGCCCCGCGGCAGCGGCCCGGAGCUGGGCAUCAAGUGCGUGCUGGUGGGCGAUGGCGCCGUGGGCAAGACCAGCCUGGUGGUCAGCUACACCACCAACGGGUACCCCGACGAGUACCAGCCCACCGCCCUGGACACCUUCUCCGUGCAGGUCCUCGUGGAUGGAGCCCCAGUCCGGAUUCAGCUGUGGGACACUGCUGGACAGGAGGACUUUGACUGUUUGCGCUCUCUUUGUUACCCUGACACCGACGUCUUCCUUGUGUGCUUCAGUGUGGUAAACCCAAGCUCCUUCCAGAACAUUACAGAGAAAUGGAUCCCUGAGAUACGAACUCACAACCCCCGGGCGCCGGUGCUGCUGGUGGGGACGCAGGCAGACUUGAGGGACGACGUCAAUGUCCUCAUCAGCCUGGACCGCUACCACGUGAAGCCUGUACCCCGGCCCCAGGCAGAAGGUCUAGCUGACAAAAUCCGGGCUGAAGCCUACCUGGAAUGCUCAGCACUGACCCAGAAGAACCUCAAGGAGGUUUUUGACAUGGCCAUUGUCAGCGGUGUCGAGCACAAGGCACGUCAGGAAAAGAAGAUGACUGCCAAAGGCAUCAAGACUCUCUCCAAGUGCCGCUGGAAGAAGUUCUUUUGCUUUGUCUGAAGCUGCUUUGAGGGAGGGGAAAAGAAACACCCAGCGCCAGUAUUGGCUCUGCACCUUCUUGGAGUGACUGCUCCUAUGGCCCCAGCAAGGAGGGUAUGAUAAGCUGCUGGGCUUGGAAACCUGUCUCUUGCUGGGUACAGUAUCAGAUGCCUAGGAGACAUGAACUAGAUUUCCACUGUGCUGGGAUGUGAAAUGGUCCAGGCAGCUAUAAUACCUGCUGGACAUGUCUGUAGUGUCCCAGACUAACGGGAGCCUUUAAUACAUGGAGACUCAGUACCUCAGAACAGGCAGGUUCCUUACAUUGUUCAGAAUUUUUUUGAACCAGUUUUCUGGUUGACACUCACACACUUUCAGAGUUCUGAUGCAGCAUAAUAAACAUAAGGGACUUCUGAAAUCAGCCUGUGUUUUGGCUGAUUUAUAGGUGUGGCAGAGAGUAGGGCAGGGACAGUUACAUGCAACUGCAAUGUGGUCAGGCAUGGGGUGCAGAGUUUGUAACAUGAGACUUGGGUUCCCCCUCUGAUUCAAUUUGCCAAAAUAGGUAGAAUUCACUUGGCUGUGAAAAAGCAGCACUCUUUCUUAAAGGCCCUGUUCUAGGAGUACUCUUGAGAAGGUAUUUCCUGAAUAAAGGAAGAAGAGAAAAUGCUCUGGGAGCUACAGCAAUACUUUAAGCAAAACCUUCUCUGAGAGGACUCUCUAGUCCACUGGAUGCCAGUGUUAUAGUCCUGUCCUAAGAGGCAGUUGUGGACUUGGGGACCAGCUUCGAAAGGCCUUUUGUGUGUGUUGGUGUUUUGAAAGAAAGAAGAGGUGAGGAACAGUGAGAAGUGGCUCUGUCUAGCAGAGAAAAAACUGUGUCAGCAGACUACCAAGGGGUCAAAUGGAGAUGGAGAGAGAAGGAAGAAAAGGAAGCAAAUAGGAAGGAGAAAGAUGGAAUGAAGAAAGGUAGAUGGAGAAGGAAAGAAGAAUGAAUGUUGUUAACCGAAAGUUGUGAUUCUACUUAGUUGAGAUGCUAAUAUGCAGGGAAACCUUUAGGAACCUGAAAAUUUUGCUAGUGAUACGAGUUUCUAAGUAAUAUUGUCCGUACAUUCAGUUCUGAAUCAAAAGGAGGGGUUGUGGUGAGAGAGAGUUCCUCUUCAUUAGUAAUCCUCCAUUUCAGAUCUACACAGAAGAAUGGAAUUUACCUUGCACAGUUCUUCCUGAGGCUGCAGAACAGGAACAGAAGACUCAGGGCUUCUUUCUGUUAUGCUUCCCUUUUUUAAAAGUCUCUGCUUGAUCUGCUGAAAUCAAAAGCGAAGGAAAUCCAUGAAGUUUGUGCUGGAGAAAAUAAUUCCUUUUGUUUCACUCUUUUCCCCUCUCACCUGUUUCUCAGGGGAUUAAUACCCCAGAGAGUCUAUUCACAUUUUAUUAUAUUUCAUUACAGAACUUGCAUCAACUUAUAAAUCUCCUUUUGCAGAGACAUUUCAUUUUGGUUUAUGUAGCAGAGGGCGUGACAGGUCUGUCAAGCAAUGCUUUUGAUACUCAGGGGGUUCUCUGCAUCUGGCCACGGCCCAUCACUUUGGGGACGCUCUGGACUAAUGUGACAGAAAGAGAAAUAGCUGUGGGUGUUUUGCCCUAGACCAAAAGUAAGCAUAGGCGAGCUAGUGAGCCUGUAGCAAGGCAAAUGUGAGUAAUGCAGUCUGGCUCCAAACAAAUGCCUGCGAACAUCUCUCACAGCCAUCUGGUUUUGUAGCGCAGCUUAUCCCGGGAUGUGAGACAUGACUGCUGCCUCCCUGGGCAAUAUUGCAGGAUGAAAGAGGUGGAGAAGUCUUCCUGUGAAGGGAAGUCCUAAGAGAUGGUGAGCACAGAGACAGUGACUAGAAGUGACAUGUCUGACAGGGGUCUAGGUAGGACACCACAUCCCGACAAAGCUCUCACUCAGCAAUGCAUCCCUGUGUGUAUAUCCUACCUGUACAGGCACCUUUGCUGCAUCGCUAGUUCAGUUUGUCUGUUGGGUCUUUACACAUUUCUUUAGCCUGUGAGACCAAGGGCUGUGGUGUGACCUGCCAAAGAGCAUGCCAUAUCCCUGUGGAGCAAAUCCACAGGUGGAAAGAAUACCAGCCUCCCUCCUGCUGAGGAGAGCAAGGGUUGUCCUGCAGUAGCUUGGUAUGAAUCAGGGGUUAUUUCAUUCUGGAAAAGAAACUGUACUGAGAGCUACUUUCUUACUAUGUGAUUAUGUCUAAAAUUUGUUCAAAUAAAAUUUU
Ficedula albicollis (Collared flycatcher) is the source of this 3094-nucleotide messenger RNA. RefSeq names its product ras homolog family member V (gene RHOV). Gene Ontology annotation, molecular function: GTPase activity; GTP binding. Lineage: Eukaryota; Metazoa; Chordata; Aves; Passeriformes; Muscicapidae. Bases 162 to 857 code for a protein of 231 amino acids. The record is from RefSeq and is a predicted model, not a curated record. The transcript has 3 exons. Gene Ontology annotation, biological process: small GTPase-mediated signal transduction.